UUUUAGGAAGAUUUUAAAAAGACGGCUGAUACACAGUGAAAUACAUUCUUCUAGAUAUUAAUAAAAAUCAUACUUUGCUUAAAUCGAACAGCAAAAGUUGUUUAUUUUUGAGAAGUUCAAGGGGAAUUUUCGAUGAUACCCAGAAUGCAGCGAUCUUCUGCUCCUCACGCACAUUCAAAUGCGAAAGCUCCGCCAAUGCCCCCUGCACGACGACCUAACACCACGGGCUCAGUUUCAGAUGCACGUGCAAAAACGAUGCUUAAAGAAGCUGUUGAUGCAGUGGUCAAUAGCUUUGCAAAGCAUACCCAAGGAUAUGGACGAGUGAAUGUAGUUGAGGCCUUACAGGAGUUCUGGCAGAUGAAGCUAGCUCGUGGUGCUGACUUGAAGAAUGGAGCUCUUGUCAUAUAUGAAUCUGUACCUUCAUCCAGUCCUCCCUAUGUAUGCUAUGUUACGCUCCCUGGUGGUAGUUGUUUCGGAAGCUUUCAGAAUUGCCCAACAAAGGCAGAAGCAAGACGCAGUGCUGCUAAGAUUGCCCUUAUGAAUUCAGUAUUUAAUGAACAUCCUUCCAGGAAAAUUUCGGACGAUUUCAUUGAAAAAGCUGUAGCUGACGCGAAAGCAUCGUUCAAGGGUAACCCUGAUGGACCUGACAGUACCAACAGCGGCAUCGAAGCCUUCCGGUUUAUGCUGGAAACCAACAAGGGACGCACCAUGUUGGAAUUCCAGGAGCUUAUGACCGUCUUCCAGCUACUUCACUGGAAUGGAAGUCUAAAAGCAAUGCGCGAACGACAGUGUUCUCGCCAAGAAGUUGUCGCCCAUUAUUCUCACCGUACUCUCGAUGAUGAUAUGCGCUCUCAGAUGGCUUUGGAUUGGAUUGCUCGUGAACAAGAAUCGUCUGGGAUAAUCGCUAGAGAGCUGGGAAGCGCCGAGCGUGAGCUGGAAGCUGCAAGAUUAGCGGGGCGGGAACUGAGGUUUCCCAAAGAAAAGAGAGACAUUCUGAUGUUAGCCAGCAGUCAAGUGAACUCUGUUAAUGGUCUGAGUUAAAUCUGCCCAACGUGGCCUAGUGUUUUAUACAUAAUGUAAAUAGUAAAUCGGAGAUUUGCUACUUUUGGAGGUCGCCAUGCCAUUUUGUGACGUCUCUGUGUGGACCCAGGGCAUUGCUAUAAAGGGCAAAGGUUGUUUAUACCAGCUUUUUAUUUUGAACAGUCUGAUUUCCAAGAUCUCUUUUCUUUUUUAAUUUAUUACUAAGCUCUUUUAUGUUCUGGGCGAACAGGAGGAAGGAACUUUAUAUCUGACUGGUCUUCUCAAUGGCUGUGCCCAAAACUGUGGAGCCAGCUGCUUGUGAUAGUUUACCUGCUUCACAAUAAUCCCUCGUUAGCAGCAGCCUUGACUCAAGUAGAAUCAUCAAGAUGAUAAUGCUUUAGUUUGAAAAGGCUGUGCAAAUACCAUCGUCUUUCUAUGGCUGCCUAACUAUUUCUAGCGAGUAGCACUUAGGCCUAAGAUUAAUAAACUGUUUUAGUUGUUCAUAAAAGAAUUUCACAAGAAUAGAAUAGAAGUAUUCCGCUACUUGCUUCUGGUAAUAGUUGUAUUUGUGACCCAAGCCAUGAUUUUUAUUGUCUUUAUUAAAAUCUAACAUUAAUAUGGAAUUUACAAUCAGUUUUUUUUUUGGAUUUACGAAUACUAUAAGCUUUAUUUUAUUCUCAUAAAACUAGUUUUAUCUCAUACUACUUUAUUUUAUUUCUUUGUUUUGUCAAUUGUUCCGAAGUUUUAAAUGCUUUCAAAUUUGGCAAGACUGUUUGUGUGAUGCUUAACAAAAAUUAAUUGGACGAGCAGACUGCAGUUUUGAAAAGGGAAAAUAAUACACAUUGAAGAAAACGCUUAGCAAAGCUUUUGAAGUUUAAAAAAAUCAUGUAACGUUAGUGGUCUUGCUUUAUAUUAACCAGCGCAGUAAUAAAAUUGAGCAAACUUCUGUAAUUUCGAAAAGUUCUUAACAAGAAAAUCACUUCUAGAAUCUGUUGCAUGUUCAUAAAGUUACAGAUGGAAUAUCUGUUUAUUUUAUAUGCACUGAGAGUAAUGCGAAUAAUAUUGUUAAAUACUGGAACGAUAUCCUUUUAUUUCCUUUCUUAUAAGAUAUAAAGUUAACUGCACAGAAGUUUUAAUUUAAUAUCUAUGUAUUGAUAUAAUGAAUUUCUGUAA
Molecule: messenger RNA, 2193 nt
Organism: Limulus polyphemus (Atlantic horseshoe crab)
Lineage: Eukaryota; Metazoa; Arthropoda; Merostomata; Xiphosura; Limulidae
Product: LIX1-like protein
Exons: 4
Coding region: 133-1041 (302 amino acids)
Biological process (GO): autophagosome maturation
Cellular component (GO): cytoplasm
Source: RefSeq, a predicted model, not a curated record